AUGAGUAUCGCGAAAUCUUCCCAGUCGGUGCCCAGUGGGACCAUCAGGGAGCGUUCCCUCGCUGUCGCCGCGCAAGCUCGGGAAGAGCAUAGUUGGCUGGAGAGGAAACUCAAGCCCAAGAAGAUCUCAGCUAGGUAUCCCUUCACAGGCAAACCCUUGCUGUAUGCUACAUGUGCCUUUGGCAGCUUGGGGGAUGCCCUUUUCGGUUAUAACUCUGGUAUCAUGUCCGGCCUGCUGGUCAACGAAGUUUUUAUAUCUCGCUUCUUCAAAAACUAUGGGGGAGCCGACGGGACGACAAGCGGCGUCGACCCCUCGAUUACAGGCAUCUCUGUUGCGUGUUUGCAAGCAGCGGCGGCGGUAGGAGCACUCAUAGCCGGUCGACUUGGGGACAUGAUCGGCCGAAAGAAGUGUGUCCGCGUCGGCGCUUUCAUCUACUUCUUCAGCUCGUUUAUUCAAAUGUUUGCUCCCGGUUUCGCAACGUUCAUCGCAGGUCGCACCAUCCAAGGAGUGGGUGUGGGAUUCCUCUCGAUGACCGUGCCUAUCAUUCAAACUGAGAUUGCCGCCCCUCAUCGCCGUGGUUUGAUGGGGCCAUUCAUCAUCCAGAUUGUGCUUUCUUUUGUCUUGUGUGGGAUGUCCUUCGUUCUACCAGAAACCCCUCGAUGGUUGGCGAUAAAUGGUUUCGUGGACGAAAGCUUGCAAACAAUUGCAGAUCUGCAUUCUGAUGGUAAUACGGAAGCGGAGCAUAUUCAACAGACGUUCCUUGAAAUUCAAGAAGCAGUUAUCUACGAAAGCAAUCUGGGAAAGUCCGGUUGGAAGGAAAUGUUCACCCGGUAUCGAAAACGGACCAUUGUUGGAAUAACGGUGCAGAUGUUCGCGCAGAUCAACGGAAUCAACAUCAUCUCCUUUUACCUUCCGAGCACCUUGUCAUCCGCUGGCUAUGAUAAUCGCAAAUCCCUGCUGUUCACUGCUGCAAAUGCUCUUCCCUACACCGCUGCAACAAUUGUUACCUGGUGGUUAGCAGACCGAUGGGGCCGGAAGCCAUUGCUCAUUCUUGGAGGUCUCCUCAUGGCCGUACUACUAGCGGUUGUCUGCGUCUUCACCGAAAUCAAUGUGGAUGUCCAAGUCAAAGCGAACGGCCAGUAUGCCUUCGUCAUGCUUUACAAUAUCAUCUAUGGAUUUACCUGGGGUCCGAUGCCGUGGCUCCUACCUGCAGAAAUCUUCCCGCUCCGGGGCCGGAGUAAAGGCAUGGCUCUGGCCACGACUAGCAAUUGGAUCUUCAACUUCAUCAUUGGAAUGGUCUCUCCCGAUGCUUUCUCUGGCAUUCAUGGUUAUUUCUACCUGGUGAUUGCAGGAUUUUGUCUCAGUUCGGCCGUCUUAGUUCACUUUUACUACGUCGAGACAGCACACCAUUCUCUUGAGGAAAUUGCUGUUGCAUUCGGUGACAAUGCGUUUGCGGAUGGUGAUGCGGAGGUCAUGGACAUGGCUGGUGCGAAGAGUGAACAGGUGGAAUACUCGGCAUGA
Messenger RNA from Penicillium arizonense, 1521 nucleotides. RefSeq lists its product as uncharacterized. Bases 1 to 1521 code for a protein of 506 amino acids. Gene Ontology annotation, biological process: carbohydrate transport; transmembrane transport. The record is from RefSeq and is a predicted model, not a curated record. The transcript has 5 exons. Gene Ontology annotation, cellular component: membrane. NCBI's taxonomy places the organism in Eukaryota, Fungi, Ascomycota, Eurotiomycetes, Eurotiales, Aspergillaceae. Gene Ontology annotation, molecular function: carbohydrate:proton symporter activity.